AUGAGUGGCUUCAAGCGCCGACGAAAGGACUCCAACUCUCGUGAAAACACUGAGUCUGAGUCGACCGCGGGGGAUUCAACGAAAAUUCACAGGGACGCCGAAUUCUGGUUCGAGGACGGGAGCAUCAUUCUUAUCGCGGGCGAUGUUGAGUUCCGCAUCUUCAAAGGAAUCCUCGCCGACUACUCUCCCGUAUUCCGGGACAUGUUCUCUCUUCCCCAGCCGUCCUCACAAGGAACGCCCACAGCGACCGCUGCAUGUCCGAUUGUUCACCUGAGCGACUCGCCAGAGGACCUCCGACACGUCUUGCGGGUUUUCGGCCCCUUCACGCAGCAGGCGCGCCCCUCCUUCCACAUGAUCUCCGCCGUCAUCCGCCUCGGGCACAAGUACCAGAUGGAGAACAUAGUCACCGAAGGGGUGAACUACCUCAAACGGUGGUUCACCUCCGACUUCACAGCGUGGUCCGCCGGCGCGCUCUACGAGCCCGACGCGCCGCUCGAGUGCGAGCACGCGAUCGGCGUCGUCAACCUCGCGCGCCUCGUCGACGCACCGUCGCUCCUGCCGACCGCGCUGCUGAUGUGCUGCGGGCUCGCCGGACAAGCCGUGACCGGGUUCGCGCGCGAGGACGGAUCACGCGAGACACUUGCACCGGACGACCUCGCGCGGUGCUUCAAAGCGCACUCUCGCCUGGCGCAACACAUGCUCGUCCUCACCAUACGCAUCUUCGCGCCGUCGGUGUUGGAAGAGUGCGAGUAUCCGCAAAAGUGCCUCGAGGUGCUGCAGGCGAUGCUGUUGGGGGUGGAGAACGAGCCGGAGCAUUUCGCGUACUCGGACGUGUUUGUGUCGUGGAUGGAGCUGUUCGAGCGGCCAGGAGGGCUCUGGUUCGAGUGCUGCACGGACUGCCAGGAGAUGUUGAAAAGGCGCGACCGUGACGAGAGAUUUGAGGUUUGGAAGGAGCUACCUGGCAUCAUGGGGGUCCGUGUCGAGGGAUGGGCCGCGAGUACGUAG
This is a messenger RNA of Trametes versicolor FP-101664 SS1, 1005 nucleotides long. RefSeq lists its product as uncharacterized. Gene Ontology annotation, molecular function: protein binding. Lineage: Eukaryota; Fungi; Basidiomycota; Agaricomycetes; Polyporales; Polyporaceae. The coding region runs from base 1 to 1005 and encodes 334 amino acids. The transcript is spliced from 2 exons. The record is from RefSeq and is a predicted model, not a curated record.